Molecule: messenger RNA, 1950 nt
Organism: Dibothriocephalus latus
Lineage: Eukaryota; Metazoa; Platyhelminthes; Cestoda; Diphyllobothriidea; Diphyllobothriidae
Source: the annotation of a GenBank genome assembly
AUGCGCAACUGUGCCGAGAUCGUUUCAACCAGCCUGCAAUCCUAUCUGGCUGCGGAGUUGUCUGCGGCCCAGUUUUUCUGCAUUUCUCGGACAGGUAACCGUACCUCGCGCCACUUGUUGGGCAGGAUUAUUGAAGCCGUCGGCCCCGCCUGGUUACACCUGACGGAAAGUGAACGCCUUCAAACCAUUUUUAGCUACGAGGCAAUCUUCUCGGCAACUGAAGUACUACAAAAUUUGAUUUUUCGGAAUGAGUGGGACACCAGGCGGCCGAAGGAUCCCUGUUCGGUCGAAAAUCCUUCGCGAAAUGAGACCAGCUACAUGUACACAUUUGCCGAAGAAGUUCGCAGGCUACCUGCCCGCAAGGGAGUCAUCACGGGGAUCGACUUUGCGGGCACCUACUUCAGUGACACCGCGGAAUUCCUUCUCAAUGCAUGCCCGAAAGAAAGCAUUCAGAGUGGCAGGGGAUGUGACAAUCAACUGGCCCUAUACGCCUUUCCGAGCGGAAACAUGUCAGUUAUUGGCAAUUUGCAGCCCUUCUUGCCAAAUGAGAGACGCAUUCGUGUGACGAUUUUUGAGGAACCACCAUUUGUCCUCUACGAGAACGGCACCUACGUCGGAUUUUUGGUGGAGCUGUUGGAUACACUGGCAGAACGUCUCAAUUUCUCCUAUGUGUUGUUGCCCCUGUCCAAACCGGAGUACGGAACGGAGCUGCCCAAUGGCACUUGGACGGGCAGAGCCGACAUCGCACUCGUCCCCAUGUCUAUUACUAGUGAUAGAGCCAAGGUGGUCGACUUCACCUUCCCCUACUUUGAUGUCGUCGGCCUCAUAAUGGUGCAACGAGAUCACUCUAGUGAAACUGGCAGCAUGUUCUUCUUCAUGACUGUCUUCUCGAAAUGGGUGUGGCUAGCCUCGUUGGUGUCAGUCAUCGUGGUCGGUUGCAUGCUCGCCCUGUUGGACCGGCUGUCGCCCUACAGCUUUCGCAACACGAGGACACUGCAAGCGGGCGGGCCACCCGGCCUGGUUUUUAAUUUACAAGAGGCGCUCUGGUUGGUAAUAGGAUCAGCGAUGCAACUGGGUCAAAAUCUCAACCCACGAGCUCCGUCAACUCGGAUCCUGCUGGCUGGCUUCUGGUUAUUUGUGACUAUCAUGCUGGCCAUGUUCUCCGCUAAUCUCUCCGCCUUCCUCACUGUCGCCGGGUUUGAUGCGAGGGCAAGUAACCUCUGGCAGCUAAGCCAGGGCACUGACAUCAAGUUCACGGUACAGAAGGGCUCCCCUGGCGAAACGUACUUUGCGCGGCUAGCAGCGAGUGAACAGGCGCUAUUCCAGCAGUGGAAGCAACUUACGCUUCAUAAGGAUAGAACAUCUUCGACCUACUGCGUUUGGCAGUACCCAAUACAGGAGGUUUACUCUGAACUCUUUCGGUCAAUGCUCAGUGUAGGACUCACUACUUCAACUGAACAGUCUUUACAAAGACUUCAGGAGGAUUGGAUGGUCUUCAUGGAGACUCCCUUGAUGCAGUACUAUACUAAUAAGUACUGCAACCUCGAGACAGUGGGUGAUCAGCUUGGAAGUUGGACCUAUGGCCUAGUGCUGCAGAAGAGCUUUCCCUUGAAGGAUGCUCUGGACUCUGCCCUCCUGGAUCUGCAGACAGAACAAGUACUAGAAAUGUUGAAACAAAAAUGGCUAUCCUACGGAGCCGUGCAUUGUCCCCCGCCCAACAAAGAUCCUGGUUUCCGUCCGGACCAGAUUGCGGGUGUCUUCAUUGUCCUUUGUGUGGGCUAUGUGCUCAGCCUCGUUGCACUCCUAGUCGAAUUCUUGAUUGCUUGGCUACUUCGAAAGUACGCCAUCCGGUUGGUAAGUAGAACGAGGAAAAUGGUAAACUGUCUUGAGAGAGAGAGAGAGAGUAAACUUGGAUUCUGUUUUUUUUUAAAUGAUCAACAUUUUGGUUAA